This is a messenger RNA of Ceratitis capitata (Mediterranean fruit fly), 2447 nucleotides long. It is a transcript of the gene Arfip, whose product is annotated as arfaptin-2. Gene Ontology annotation, molecular function: phospholipid binding; protein domain specific binding. Gene Ontology annotation, biological process: regulation of Arp2/3 complex-mediated actin nucleation; intracellular protein transport. Bases 706 to 1680 code for a protein of 324 amino acids. Gene Ontology annotation, cellular component: trans-Golgi network membrane. NCBI's taxonomy places the organism in Eukaryota, Metazoa, Arthropoda, Insecta, Diptera, Tephritidae. The record is from RefSeq and is a predicted model, not a curated record. The transcript has 5 exons.
UAGUCCAAAGCAAAUAAAUACAUUAAUUUAGAGUAACCGAUUACAUACAAUUUCUCUGUUAUUAGCAGAAGAUUGCUUGUCUGCCUCUGUUAAUAAACUUAAUUUCGUGGUUGCUGUUAUUUAACAGCGUGUUGAAUUUUCUUCCCACGAUUUUCCAGAAAUUUUUAGAGAUCUUAAAAGUGGUGCCAUGAAUUUGCACCUUCUCCGCCUUAUGCAAUUUUCAUCGCAGUAUUAAAGAUGAAAUGGAAAUGUUCGGAAAGCUUUAUUCCAAUACAGUAAAUACCGCUCAGCAACACUACUUAGCGACGGAUUCCCAAUUUCGUUGGCUCUGUCAUCGGUAGAAAAAAUCCAGGCGUCGUGGAAAAAUUUUUCUUUGUAUGAAUAAGUUAAUUUAUGUUACUAUGAAAACUAUAUUUGUGUUUAAAAUAUUGUAAAAUUUGCCUUGGGGCAAUAGAAUUUAAGCAAAUGAAAAAUUAUUGUUAAAGUUUCGGAUAUUGAAUAAGGAAAUCGAUUAUAAUUCAUCUCUGCCUCUCGCAUAUUAAAUUUCUGACUGACGGUGUCUUAACCGCUGAUACUACCUUGAUGAAAACAGAUAAUUAGAUAAAGCAAUACAUAAAUAUCUAUUGGAAAAGUAGUCUGCAUUCAAUUAUCGCCUUGAACGGGAGAAAAACAAUAUCAAGUGUGUAAAAGAUUCUGUACAACGAAAUGGCACAUUCGUUGCACCACACAGAGCGAAGCAUUCAUGAAAUGCUCAAGGAUACACCACCAAUGAAUGAAAGCGGUAGUGCUAUACAUAGUGGAACCGAAGGCCGAGCUUUUAUGCCACCAAAUAGUCUACCACUUCAUAAUCAUUCUGUUUUUUCAGCACCUGCUACACCUUUGUCACAAACAAGCCCUCAGAAUGGUGUGGAUGCUGGCCUGCUGCGUACGGGAGCAUCGAAAAUUGACAGUAUAAAGAAUUGGAGCAUAUCAACCUACAAAUGUACCCGGCAAAUAAUGUUGGAAAAGCUGGGCAAAUCACAGCGUACGGUUGACUCAGAAUUAGAAGCGCAAAUUGAACAAUUGCGAGAAACACAACGGAAAUAUUUAUCAAUUUUGCGCUUGACGCGUGCUUUCAGUUCACAUUUUCAUCAUGUUGUAGUAACGCAGCAUGCUCUGGCGGAAGCCUUUGCAGAUUUGGCACAGAAAAGCCCUGAACUACAAGAAGAAUUCACUUGUAAUUCAGAGACACAACGAAAUCUUACGAAAAAUGGUGAGCUGCUGCUUAGUGCGCUGAAUUUUUUUAUUUCAUCUGUGAAUACAUUGUGUAAUAAAACCAUUGAUGACACGUUACUUACAAUCAAGCAAUAUGAGAUCGCCAGAGUGGAGUUCGACGCUUAUCGAAUGGAUUUGGAAAACACCAAACCCGAAUUGCCCCAAAGUCCUGUUACUGAAGAAGCACAAAAAAACUUUUCACAUCAUAAGGAACUUUAUGAAAAGUUACGAGCAGAUGUAGCUAUCAAAAUGCAAUUUCUUGAUGAAAAUAGGAUAAAAGUAAUGCAUAAACAACUGGUGUUGCUUCACAAUGCAAUAGCAGCGUAUUUUUCGGGCAAUGCAGUUGCACUUGAAAGCACAAUGAAACAAUUUAACAUAAAAUUGAAAGCGCCUAAUUCGGCAACUGGAUCCUGGUUAGAACAGUAGUAUUGCUAAGAGCCCGUCCAUACAAACUCCCAACAGUUACUGUCGCAGCAAAUAUGGAUAGAUACAUUUUGCUUUCCUUUAAAACUGCAAAGAGCAAAUGUAAUCAGUUUCCGUGGACCAAUUGAGGCAACAAUAACAUAUGAGAGAAAGUUUUUUUCGAAUAAGCGAUAGUUUGGUAACGUAUAUGUGACCAUACAUAUAUAUACAAAAAAUAUUUGAAUGAAUAUUGACAUCGUAUUUAUAAAUGUAUUUAUAGUAUAUGUAUUCUUCAUUGCUUUCAUGUGUUUCUCAAUAGAACGAAAAGUAAUUAAGAUUUGAAACGUGAAAGGAAAUGUAACCAGUGAAAUUGGAUUACAAUAAAAACUUAGUAAUAUAAGAACACAUACUUAUAAUAGUUCCUGAGUUUUUGUUUGUAUGUAUUGUAAUUUUUACUUAAUACUCUCGAUUUUUUGUUAUACAAACAUCAUAUGUAAGAGGUUAUUUAUGUGUUUUGAUUUUGACUUUCUGAAAACUAUCAACAAUUUAUAUAUUUCGAAUAACUAAAAUUCAAAACUUUUAUGCGUAUGUAUUUGUAUGCACACAAAUGUUAUAAACAUUGAAUUUUUUUUAUUUUUCUAAGAUAUACUGUUUAUCAAAUAUAUAUAUUUGUGUAGAUAAUUUUUGUCACUUUUACCAUAUAAAAGGACUAUGUAUAUUUUAUAUGCCACUAAAAACAAUAUCUAUUAAGAAAUUAUGAAAAAAAAACCCUAUUCCAUGAGCAUACAUUA